Molecule: messenger RNA, 828 nt
Organism: Miscanthus lutarioriparius
Lineage: Eukaryota; Viridiplantae; Streptophyta; Magnoliopsida; Poales; Poaceae
Source: the annotation of a GenBank genome assembly
AUGGGAUCCCUGCAGCCCAAUGCUGUCGUAGUUGCAGUGGCCGCCGUAGUCCUGGCGGCGCUCGUCGGCGGCGUGUCGUGCUGGACCAACGGCGGCCCCAAGGUGCCGCCGGGCCCCAACAUCACGGCCGACUACGACGGCAAGUGGCUCGCCGCAAAAGCCACCUGGUACGGCAGUCCCGUCGGCGCCGGCCCCGUCGACAACGGCGGUGCGUGCGGGAUCAAGAACGUGAACCUGCCACCCUACAACGGCUUCACGGCCUGCGGUAACAUCCCCAUCUUCAAGGACGGCAAGGGCUGCGGCUCAUGCUACGAGGUGAGAUGCAAGGAAAAACCCGAGUGCUCGGGCCAGCCGAUCACGGUGUUCAUCACCGACAUGAACUACGAGCCCAUCGCUCCCUACCACUUCGACUUCAGCGGCAAGGCCUUCGGCUCCCUGGCAAAGCCCGGCCUCAACGACAAGCUCCGCCACUGCGGCAUCAUGGACGUGGAGUUCAGGAGGGUGCGGUGCAAGUACGCGCCCGGCAAGAACAUCGUGUUCCACGUGGAGCACGGGUCCAAUCCCUCCUACCUAUCGCUGAUGAUCAAGUUCGUGGCGGGCGACGGCGACAUCGUGCAGAUGGACCUCAAGCGGGAGGCGUCGCCGGAGUGGGAGCCGAUGCACCACUCGUGGGGCGCCGUCUGGAGGAUAAUAGACCCGCACAGGCCGCUCAAGGGCCCCUUCUCCAUCCGCCUCACCAGCGAGUCCGGCAAGGAGCUCGUCGCCAGCGACGUCAUCCCGGAGGACUGGAAGCCCGACACCGUCUACCAGUCCAACAUCCAGUUCUAG